AUGCGCUGUCCGCCGCCGCCGCCCCCAGGGCCACCGCCGCCGCCGCCGCCGCCGCCGCCCCGCGUGCAAUUCGGUCGGCGCGGGCGCGGGCGCGGGCGCGCGUUGCCUUUCUAUCCCCGCGCGCCCGCGGGCGAAGGCGCCCCGGGCGGCAUACUCGCCGGGCCGGGCCGCCGCCCCUCGCUCAACCCUCGCCGCGCCCCCUCGCUGGCGUUCGCGCGCGGCGCCCACUCGCCGCGGACGGCGGCAGAGCCCGAUGACGGGAGCGGCGGCGACGGUGGAGGCUGCGGUGCCAGCCAUGGAGACGGUAGCGUCGGUGCGGAGGGCGAGGAUAAGGAGGGAGAAGGGCGGGGACGGCCUCCAGGGUCGCCACCCGCGUUCUCCGAGGUCGCGCGCGUCGGCUGCUCGCGUUGCCAACUGGCACAAAUGUCAAAUCAGCAAAAGAACAAGUGUCCAUCCACAUCUUUCAAUAAGUUAGAUUUGGAGGAUGACAGUAAGAUUAAGAGUGUGCGCACGUGCCACAGAGCAGGCAAAUCGCGCCCUGGCGCCGGUGUCGGAAUGACUGGUCGGCGGCGCGGGGUCCCAGCGACAGCAGCGCGAAGCAAGGGAGGUCCGACGGAGGCAGUGAAAGGUGCAGAAGUCGAUACUGUGAGAAGAGAUCCGUUAGGCACUGGAGAUGGGAAUGACCUGAUGUCUUUGCGUCAACGAUGCAACCAUAACCGUACACCUCACACUGAUCACGGCUCCCGUCAUCACAUGCGCCGCGUCCUUCAUCUAAUUGUUAAAACCAUCCCUGCUAUUCCUGCAACCUAUUCUCUUUCUGCACAAGCCUUCCUCCCCACGAUCACCACCAAAGCCGUCGGCCACCAAACCGACACCAUCACCUCCGCUGCAUCAGCUUUUCUUGUCUCCGCCACAGUGGAGCGGCGAGCUCACUCGUCAAUGCCGUCAAUUAACGGCCUCAUUAUGAAGUCUCCGAACGACGCGGGGGGAGUGGUAGAGUGGAGUGGAGUGGAGUGGAGCGAGUCUAAAGAGGAAGAAAGAAGGACAGAAGAAGUAGGUGGUGAAGUAGGAGUUGGAGGUAGAGGAGGAGCAGGAGCAGAAGGAAGAAGAAGAAGAACAAGACGAGGAGGAUGGGUCAGAGGUGCAAGGAAACAAAGAGGAUGUGGAGAGGAACUUAAUGAAGAAGAGAAACAGAAUGAGAACGAUGAGGAGGAAGAGAAUGAAAACAUGUUCGACCCCGUUGGGAACCCCUGGUUUAACCGCAACGCCGGGCCAGGAGCGAGGGCCGAGGCGCGGUGGCAGGAGGAGGGGGCGGACGGCAGGGAUUGGGGCGAGGAGAAAGGGCGGGAGACCCUGCUGCAGAGAACUGCUUUUAAAAUGUUUCACAAUGAGCCGUAG
Gryllus bimaculatus (two-spotted cricket) is the source of this 1398-nucleotide messenger RNA. Lineage: Eukaryota; Metazoa; Arthropoda; Insecta; Orthoptera; Gryllidae. The record is from the annotation of a GenBank genome assembly.